Nematostella vectensis (starlet sea anemone) is the source of this 634-nucleotide messenger RNA. Its product is annotated as cyclin-dependent kinases regulatory subunit. Lineage: Eukaryota; Metazoa; Cnidaria; Anthozoa; Actiniaria; Edwardsiidae. The transcript has 3 exons. Gene Ontology annotation, biological process: regulation of mitotic cell cycle. Bases 48 to 350 code for a protein of 100 amino acids. The record is from RefSeq and is a predicted model, not a curated record. Gene Ontology annotation, cellular component: SCF ubiquitin ligase complex; cyclin-dependent protein kinase holoenzyme complex. Gene Ontology annotation, molecular function: cyclin-dependent protein serine/threonine kinase activator activity; ubiquitin binding; protein kinase binding.
UUGAAUACCGCAUUGUAACGCAGGCUCUGCUUCGUCGCGGGCUUGCGAUGAGAGUGAUAGAAAAAAGAGCGAGAAGGACUCUCUCAUUUCUUCGCAACAUGUCCUCAAUUGAUCAGAUAUACUACUCCGAGAAGUACUUCGACUCCCAGUAUGAGUACAGGCAUGUCAUGGUACCAAAAGACAUCGCAAAGCUUGUACCGAGAAAAAAGUUGAUGACGGAAAGCGAAUGGCGGCAAAUCGGUAUCCAGCAAUCUCAGGGUUGGCAACACUAUAUGCACCACCAUCCAGAGCCACACAUCAUCCUGUUCCGACGCCAAAGAACAGACAACCCACAAAACAGAGAGUCCUAAAAGAUGCUGGGAAAUUGUCCAGAAAUAAGGCAGUGCUUUGAUAUUUCACUGGCUAGGCUAAUGUUUGCGGACUAUCAAUUAUUAGUACAAUAUAAUUUUAAUGAAUUUAUUGUGUAGCAAGGCUGUUUACGCAACACAAAUCCUAAUAAGUUCGUUAUGCGUUCAAAUUUGCAGACGAAAACAUCCCAAUAUGCUUAUAAAAUAGUAAAAAAAUGUAUUUAUUGUAUGGUACAUUUACAUUUGACAUUGUGAGAAUCAACACAAAUAAAGAAUAUGCUACCCGA